Acanthochromis polyacanthus (spiny chromis) is the source of this 6573-nucleotide messenger RNA. It is a transcript of the gene aff1, whose product is annotated as AF4/FMR2 family, member 1. The record is from RefSeq and is a predicted model, not a curated record. Lineage: Eukaryota; Metazoa; Chordata; Actinopteri; Pomacentridae. The transcript is spliced from 19 exons. The coding region runs from base 206 to 3673 and encodes 1155 amino acids. Gene Ontology annotation, biological process: regulation of gene expression. Gene Ontology annotation, cellular component: super elongation complex; nucleus.
AGUGGAGUAGAACAAUCCAGUAGGCAGACGGAGUGGACAACCCAAACACUGUUAGCAGACAACUAUCAAACAACGGCGGCCUGACAGUCCACUAAACUAACAAAACACCUUCGCCGGUAAACAAUGUGACCGAGUGAGGAGGGACACCUCGGCGAGGACUGCGAGAAACGCAUGACAACCAACUUUGGUUGUCUUGAGGGGCACCAUGGCAUCUCAGCCGAGUGCAUACGAUGAAGAAAGGAACCUUCUUCGCCUCAGAGCAUGGGAGCAGAGGAACCAAGAAACCAGCCAAACCAAAGAACUUAACACUGAAAAUGUGCCACUCUUUGGGCAACCAUACAAGACAAACAAAGGGGACGAGCUUUCAAAUCGAAUUCAGAGGAUGCUGGGCAGUUACGAAGAUGUGAAUAAUUCCUCUCCUUUUUCCACUGAGGCUUCACCCAUUCCGAAUUGCGUGACCUUCUCACAGUCAGAUCUGGGUCAGCCAAAUACAGAUAAAUCAACAAAACAUCCAUUCCACAACCAUGUCCUUUACAUGUCCGCACAAAGCCAGAAAGGGCUGACUAGUAGCAGCUACUCCCCUCAGCCCGCGAGGAUGUCCACUGCUUCUCCUAACCAGGGACGAUCAUCCACUUUCUCAAAGCCUUCUUUGAGCCACAAUCAGCUCGACCACGUGGCACAUCAAGAAAAGAAGAGUGACGUCUUGUCAGAUCUCAGGGAGUAUGUCAACCUUCCCCAGGAAAUGUCUGCUCACUCUCCUGAUACUCAGCCACUAGCAUUCCUACAUUCCAAUGACCAACAUAACACCGACACAGACACUAAGGACACACUUGAUAGACAUCAGCUUCCAGGAUCCACAGAUCUUCCCUCUGACUCUGCUGUCAUCAUGGAUGUUUCCUCUAAAGAUGCAACUCUGCCUCAAGCCAACAAGACUAACACACUACCCUCCCAGACCUUUCCUCCACUCUUGUCAUCGAAGCAGCCCAGCAUAGUCAUGACUCAGAAGCCAACAGCGUAUGUACGGCCCAUGGAUGGUCAGGACCAGGUGGUCAGUGAGUCGCCUGAGCUAAAGCCCUCACCAGAGCCAUACGUACCACUACCAGAAGUAAUCAACAAAUCUGACCUGGGCAAAACAAAAAUGAUGCCACCAUUUUUGGAGACAAGGACAGAUGAAGCUCAGUGUGUGGAGGACAUCUUAAGGGAAAUGACGCACGCAUGGCCUCCACUUCUGCCGGCAAUACACACACCUAGCAGAAAUGAACCGUCAAAGUCCCUGUUCCCAGCCAAGGAAGCAGAGCAUGUCUCUUCAUGUCCAGGACAAAAAAACCAUGACACCUCUCUUGCAGAUCCAUCCCAUCUCAGCCAGCAGAGCUCCUCAUCUUCAUUUGAAGCAGCACAUUCCAGCGGGUUAGAGUCAAGCUCCAGCGACUCCGGCAGUAGCUCCGGAUCUGAGUCAGAUAAUGAGGAGUCACAUCAACCCCCAGUGGGCAGCUCUGUUAAAACUGAGCCUGAUGCUCCAGCAGUGAGCCAUGGUGACUGGCAGUUGGGGAACUGGAUCAGGCCCAGCCAACAAAACUCCACCACUGAAAGUCAAAGCAGUGCACACGUCUCUGAGAGCCCCAUGCAGAAAAACCGACUGCCCACUAAAAGCUCCAAGAAAUCCAGUGUAGAGGUGGCCGACCCCACUGGGCAGUCUAAGCCUCAGCUCUCCUCUCAUCAAAAAGAGUCUACUGACAACCUUCCAAUUCCCCAGGAGUGCAGGGAAAGCCCUCAGGACAACUGUUGCCACCAAAGUAGCCAAAAAUCUCUCUCUGCUGAUGUGAACAGCUGUAGCAGUUCCAGGAAACUCUCAAAACCAGCGAAGGCAGGUUGCCCAGAUCGCGCUGAAGCAGCAGUCAGUGCGAAGUAUGAGGAAGUUAUAACCACACAGACAAAAGAACCUUGUUUCACAGUCAGACCCAAGGUAAAGACGAAAACAGGACAUGGUAAGAAAAGCAGCAGUGACACUAAAAAAGACAUUAAAAGGACUAAACGCACACCACUUGUCAAGCAGAAGGCUGGGUCAGAGCCUGGAACUGAAGCCAUGCUCGUCCAGCAUGGUGAUUGUCCAUCAUGUGGUGUGCAUCAUCCUAACCCCUGCUCCUGCCCCACCCAAAGUCCUGCUCAGCCUGACCAGCUUUCUUCUGCCCCACCGGUCAGAAUCAGUAGUAGCAAACCCAAGCCAGAAUCCAUCUGCCAGAGGGGCGCCGACAAGCCUCACAAAACAAACCACAAGCACUUAGAGAAGCCUGAGCAUACAGCCAAGGGUUCACAGGACCUCCUCAGGCCUCCGAAAUCCCUGAUGGUGAAAAUAGAGCUAAGUCUGCUCUCAAGAGUCCCACAGACCUCCAGCAUUCACCAAAGGGUACCUAGCAAUUCAAAGAGAUCACACGGAGGAGGCAGUGAUGCUUCUACAUCACACAAACACAUGAAAACCAGCAAAAAGAGUAUACCUCAAAAUAUUGAGGCAGACAAUAUAAAACUUCCCACAAAGAAACAGAAGCUGGAAAACAAGAAUACCUCAAGUCAUGCGUCUAUGAAACUGGAAAAUUCUAGCAAUCCAUCAGAGGCUCGGGAGCAAAAGAAGGCCAAGAAAAAUCCUGUACACUUUCAGCCCCCUGCACCAUCCAAAGAUGCUCCUAAAGGCUCAAAAUUAGGCAAAUACUGUUCAGGGAAGACACAGGAGUCCAGUAGGGAGGCUGAAAAGAGCAAGGACUCCCGUAAGCACAAGAAGAGCAGUGGAAAACACACUGAGCACCCACGCCAUGAAAAGCAAAAGCCCCCAAAGAGCAGCCUGUCUGUCCUUUCACCUUUGCGGCCAACUAAGGAAGCUUUGAGCAGCAGGCCGAUGCUCAGAUUUGAGGAGAGGCAGCAUCCAGUAAAGCAUUACAUAAAAGAGGCCAAAAGACUGAAACACAAAGCAGAUGCAGAGUCUGAUAAGCUCAGUAAAGCUUUCAACUACUUGGAUGCAGCCAUGUUCUUUGUUGAGAGUGGGAUUGCCAUGGAAAAAGAUCCACAGAUUUCAAUGUCUUCCUACACGAUGUUUGCAGAGACUGUGGAGCUCCUUAAGUUUGUACUGAAACUCAAAAACUCAGUGGACCUGUCUGCUCCACCCUCAGAAAAGGACUUCAUAGCUUUAUGUUUGAAGUGCCAGUCUCUGCUGCAGAUGGCCAUGUUUCGCCACAAACACAAAACUGCAUUCAAGUAUUCAAAGACCCUCACUGAUCACUUUAAUAACUCUGCUCAGGCGACACACAAUCCUCCUGGCUGUACAUCGAAGGUUACAGAUAACCCGUCCCCCAGCAUGCCGUCUCCAGCCAACACAUCCACCAACUCAGGUCCCGGCUCCAACCACAGUGGCAGUGGGUUGGUUGUGGGCUCUGCUGGCGCCACCGUGGUCGUUCCUCAGGCCAUCGAACAAGUGGCCUUCAGCUACGUCAACAUUACUACGCUGUUCCUGAGCGCUCAUGACAUCUGGGAGCAGGCGGAGGAGCUGGCACACAAAGGCAGCGGUAUGCUGGCAGAGCUGGACACCGCGAUGGGCCCUUUGAACCUGGCUUCAAGUAUGAGCUCUAUGGUUCGCUACACAAGACAAGGUGUCCACUGGCUGAGACUGGACAGCCAAAAGGUAUGAAACUGGACUCAUGGAAACCCUUCAGAUCCUUUCCUUCACUUCGGUUUGUUUACCACUGAUCCUGACCUGAACUCUUCCUUGGACUUGUGGUCGUUUCCUGUAUUUCACGUGGACAUUAACUCUUUCCAUCAACAAAACGAUCAGGACGUCCUCUCACGUUUGCUCUUAAUUUUGAAUUUCCCGGCAGGGAGACAACACAGAACGAUGCACUGGCUAUUAAUUCUCCCUGGCACUUUAAAUCAUGGACAUCAGAUGUACAUCAACUCUUCUCUCGCUCCCUGUUUUGUUAUCAGGUGAUGUCAUGAUUCUGAAUUUUGAAAUCAGGGCUUUAUUCAGGAGUUACUACAUUUGGAUGAAGAACAUCAAAUAUUACUAAAAGUGCAAUUUGGUGGCCAUAUCUCAGUGGUUCUACCCAUGUAAUCAUGUAGCUGUGGUGCAAAUAGCGACAUAGGUUUUAUUUAUUAUUAUUAUCUUCCCAGCUUUUGUUAAUAAUGUUAGCAUUUUGACCUUUAAUUAGACAGUAAUCAGGAAAACAAAAUGCACUUGAAUUACAUUCAGACUCUUCAGUCCAGUUUUGGCCAAAUGAUUUAAUUUCACUAAAGUUUCCGUCUGAAAGAUUGGUUUAAUCUGGAUUCUGGGAUUUUUUUUUUUUUUUUUUACUCUGUCACACAGAGCUGAAGUAACUUCUUCUAACAUUUCUAAUCUUGGCUGUGUAGCAGUAGAAGUAAAUCAAAUAUGGGGACAUUUUCUACUCCAAAAAAUAUGAAGUGUGUUGCAAAAGUGGCCACAUAGUAACGUUAAAUCAGAAUUUAAUUUAUUACUUUUAGCUAAUUCCUCUUCGGAAUCUGAAUUUUCAGUUCUUCAAAUGAGUUAAAUUGACAGAGCUCUGCUUGUAUUGAAACACGCUUCAUGUGCAAUAAUCACUGAGGAUCAGUAACAGACGUGCCAUUAUAGCGGUACAUCGAGAUGCAUUGAAUUUACGCUCCUAAUGUAACUAAAGAUUGAAGAAGAGACAUAUUAGGAAAGAUUUUUUUUAGUACUUCAGGGGAAACAUCUGGACAUUUAUAACUGAUUUCACAGCAGAACCACCUUCUUCCCUCUUACCUUUUAACUAAGAGCUUAGUGAGCAUCGGCUGUGUGGUUCAGGACCCUGGUGGCUGUUGCACUGUUGCUGGUAAUGACCGGUUCAUCAGAUCAAAACCAGACUUGAUGUUAUUCUUGUCAGCCUGUUGAAGAGGAUUGCACUGUCCUCAUUCUAAUGGAACAUACAUGUUGUAAAACAUUAUUCACAUGCUUACAUCGAAAGAGUUUUAGGUCCCUGUAAUCAUUCCUCAAAUCAGGGACAAAAUCCAGAGUGAUAUUUUCCUGUAGUAAUGCAUCCCAAAGCUAGUGUGAGGCUUUAGCAGCUGCUGUUCUCCAAAUUGCAGCCAUACUGGCCCCAAAAUCUUCCCAUUUGUGCCUGAAAUUUGGUCCCAUCACAAUACGUAAAUUACACUGGCUUAAUUUAGCAACAAACAUAACAUAUCCCAGGUAAAGGGAGGCGACGCUUGCAUUUGUUGCUUGUGGGAGCAAAUAAAGUUUGCUAGGUGAACUUACUUUUUCCAGGUUUUGCAUUUGUGCAUUUUCCUUUAUCCAGUUAAGUUGCUCAAACAGAUUGCAUGUGAACAAAGGUCACAACAGCCACACAGCACAAGAAGAGAAUUUUCAAUUGGCUCGUGUUAGCUUCAGCUGAAUCUUUUUAAGGCAUUUUUAUCCAGAAUGAGGACUGGGGAUUUUUUCCCUCAACCAUUGUGCUGAAAUCUUUUGACCAAAGGGUUCCCACUGGACUGAUUACAGCAACCAAAAAGCCCUUCAAUGUAUGUAGAAAUUUAUAAAUAUAGUUUAACCAGAGAUGUGUCUACAAACGAGUACUUUUAAAAUCAAAAAGGGGCAAAUAGCCUGACAUCCCAGUGUUUCUUUCUGUAUAGUGCUGGAUGUUUUGAUUCACAUCCGCCAUGUUUGUUAGUUUGAGUCAAUGAACAGAGGUGAAACUACAGUAGUGUUGCCCUUAAAAUUUUGCACCAAGAAGCUGAAUUCACAUACAUGAUUCCACUCUUUUGUUGAGUGCAAAAUGUAAACUAAAUCUAAAUGGCCCAACAGAGCUUACUAAAGAAUGCAGAGUUUCUUUUGAGUAUUUUGUAGUAAAUUUGAGUGUGUUAUUGUACAGAAGACCUCCCAAGACCGGCAGGGCUGUGCUAGUCUAUUAUUGUUUACUGUACGUUUGACUCUGAGCAGUAAUGUUUAGUCGGCGCUUAAAAAAAAAAAAAAGUCGGAUUCUUAUUUAUAAAGGUGGAAUACAGUCAGUAGAAAAUAGUGAUGCCGCAAAAUGAACAUUGAUUUAGACUCGCGCAUGUAAAGAGCGCCAGUAGUGCGAGUGGGUUUAGAAAAGUUUUCACGUGUUAAUUCGGUCGUGUCAAUGCAAUCACACGACAGAUAAAAAGGGCUUGAUGAGGAUUACAAAGUGUUCCUGAGUUUAUUUUCUCACGUCAGAUAAAGUGAUAUUUUUUUAAGUAAGCACGAGUACACUGGUGCCACGGUGGAAUUUGGGAUUGUUUUUAUGUACGGACCGUCAGCAGGCUGCGACAGAAACAGUCUCUAGAGUUUCUAUAGUGAAGUUUCAUUCAUAAAUAGCUCAACUUCAUCUGUUUUCUGAAUUUCUGGGUUCUCGUCUUAUCUGUGGCUUUCUUUUCAUUAUGCUCAAUUGUUGCUGCUUCAUUUUUGGAUUACCCUGCAACAGGUUUGUCCAGAUAAUUAUUUACUGCAAAAAAUGUAGGUUUCUGAAGGAUGCUUAUUUUCCAUUUUGUGAAAUAUGUAAAAAUUUGUGUUGCAGUGUACAGAUGUGAAUAAACACUGGAAACUAA